CGCCCCCGGCCCCCGGCGCCCCGCGCGAGCUUAGGCCGCGGCACCGCCCCCCAUGCGCCCCGGCCGGCGCCCCCCGAGCCGCGCGCAGCAUGUCCCGGCGCAAGCAGGCGAAGCCGCAGCACCUGAGGUCGGACGACGAGCUGCCGCCGCCCUCCGGGGCCCCGGAGCACGCAGCCCCCGGGGACGGCGCGGAGGACGGGGACAGCGGCUCGGACGGCCGGAGCGCGGCGGGCGAGGACGCCAGCGUGUGCGAGAGGUGCUGUGCUGAGUUCUUCACGUGGGCCGACCUGGUGGAGCACAAGCGCAGCUGCACCAAGAACCCUCUGGUGCUCAUCGUGCACGAGGAUGGGCCCCCACCGCCCGCAGACGACUUUCCCGAGCCCUCCCCGGCGGCCAGCUCCCCCAGCGAGCUUGCAGACAGCGAGGGGGGCGAGGAGACACAGGCCCAGGGCCCCGAGGGCGGGGAGCUGAGGCCGCCUGAGCGCGACCCGCUGGCCGCCAAGCCCAUGGACGUGGAGGCCGCCGGGGAGCCCGCCCGGCCCGUCGGCAAGUCCCCGGGGCCCGUGGUCUCCGAGCCGGGGCCCGCGGCCGCCUACGCCAUGCCCAGCACCAACGUGACGCUGGAGACGCUGCUCAGCACCAAGGUGGCCGUGGCGCAGUUCUCCCAGCAGGCCCGGGCGGCGGGGGGCGCGGGGGGCGGCCUGGGGGGGGUGGUGGCUGUGCCCAUGAUCCUGGAGCAGCUUCUGGCCCUGCAGCAGCAGCAGGUGCAGCAGCUGCAGCUCAUCGAUCAGAUCCGCAGCCAGGUGGCCCUGAUGAGCCGCGCGCCUCCCCGGAACCCCCCGCACCCCGGGGCCCCCGCCGGCCCGCCCGCCCGCCCGGCGCCGCCCCCGGCCCCAGGAGCGCCCCCCACGUCCCCCGGCCCGCCCAGCAGCUUCGAGGGCCAGGCCCGGCCCCCUCCCGUGCCCGGCACCCAGCCCGAACCCCCCGCCCAGGCGCCCCCACCGCCGCCCGGCGCCCCCACGCCCCCCGCCCCCCCGCCCCCACCACCCCAGAGCCCGGCGGCGGGCAGCGGCGUCAUCUUCCCCAACCCGCUGGCCAGCAUCGCGGCCACCGCCAGCGCCCUGGACCCGCUGGCCGCCCUGAUGAAGCAGCGCAAGGGCAAGCCACCCAACGUGGGGGUGUUCGAGCCCAAGGCGGGCACCGAGGACCCCUUCUUCAAGCACAAGUGCCGCUUCUGCGCCAAGGUGUUCGGCAGCGACAGCGCCUUGCAGAUCCACCUGCGCUCCCACACGGGCGAGCGCCCCUUCAAGUGCAACGUCUGUGGCAACCGCUUCUCCACCAAGGGCAACCUCAAGGUACACUUCCAGCGGCACAAGGACAAGUACCCCCACAUCCAGAUGAACCCCUACCCCGUGCCCGAGUACCUGGACAGCGUGCCCACCUGCUCCGGCAUCCCCUACGGCAUGUCACUGCCCCCUGAGAAGCCUGUCGCCACCUGGCUGGACGGCAAGCCCGUGCCGCCCGCUGCGCCCGGCCCCGUGGGGCUGCAGCUGCCCCCCACGUUGCCCACACCUGUGCCCGGCUACGCCGACUCGCCCGGCCUCACGCCCGCCUCGGGCCGCUCCCCACGGCGGCCCUCGCCCGCCUCCAGCGAGUGCCCGUCCCUGUCGCCCGGCCUCUGCGGCUCCGAGCCCGGCGUGCCCGUGAAGGCGGACUCCCCACAGCCUCAGCCGGCUCCCAGGCCGGAGCCGGGCGCCCGGGAUGCAGGCAUGGAUGGGCAGGCGGACCCCGGGCCCGGCCCCGAGCCGCUCAAGGCCCGCUUCCCGUUCGGGGGGCUGCUGGACUCCAUGCAGACGUCGGAGACCUCCAAGCUGCAGCAGCUGGUGGAGAACAUCGACAAGAAGGUGGCGGACCCCAACCAGUGCAUCAUCUGCCGGCGCGUGCUGAGCUGCCAGAGCGCCCUCAAGAUGCACUACCGCACGCACACGGGCGAGCGCCCCUUCAAGUGCAAGCUGUGCGGCCGCGCCUUCACCACCAAGGGCAACCUCAAGACGCACUUCGGGGUGCACCGCGCCAAGCCGCCCCUGCGCGUGCAGCACUCCUGCCCCAUCUGCCACAAGAAGUUCACCAACGCGCUGGUGCUGCAGCAGCACAUCCGCAUGCACAUGGGCGGCCAGCUGCCCAACUCCCCGCUGCCUGACGGCGCCCAGGACGACGCACAGGCGGCCGGCAGCCCAGAUGACGAGCCGGACGACGCGUCCAUGGAGGAGGACGGCGGCUCCGAGGCUCGGGAGCCGGAACCCGCCCACCCGCCCCCGGCCUUCGCCGGCCCGGCCUCGCCGCCCUCCGUCGUCUCCAGCAUCGCAGCUCUGGAGCAGCAGAUGAAGAUGAUGGACUCGGUGCUCGGCUGCCCACAGCUGGCCGCGCUCAGGGCCUCCGCUGACAACGGCGACAGCGACCGGCUCAGCCACGACUCGUCCUCGGCUGGUGGCGGCGACCUCGACAGCCGCAGCGCAGGCAGCCCGGCGUCGUCCUCGUCCUCGUCCUCCACGGGGGCCCCGUCCCCAGCGCACAGCCACGGCGACAGCCUGCCCCCCAAGUCGCCCGGCCGCGGUGGCCCCGAGGAGCCACCCGGGCCCGUGCUCAAGACGGAGCGGCCCGACAGCCCGGCUGAGAAUGGGGCCCCGCUGGACCUGACAGCCGCACCCCCCUGCCGGCCGGCCGCCCCCGAGGAUGCCCCGUUCGGCCUGCUGUUCCUGCGCCGGGAGCGGGGUCCCGGCCUCAGUGUCCCCGGCCUGCUGGGCAGCGCCCCGGCCCCUGCCCUGGUGAAGAUGGAGGUGAACGGUCACAGCAAAGCCCUGGCGCUGGCCGAGGGGCCCCCGCUGCCCGCCACCGGCGUGCCGAUGCCUGCGGGGCCUCCCGCCCUGUUGAGCCCCGGCCUGGCGCCCAUGCUGACCCCCCCACCCCGCCGGACGCCCAAGCAGCACAACUGCCAGUCGUGCGGGAAGACGUUCUCGUCGGCCAGCGCCCUGCAGAUCCACGAGCGCACGCACACCGGCGAGAAGCCCUUCGGCUGCACCAUCUGCGGGCGUGCCUUCACCACCAAGGGCAACCUCAAGGUGCACAUGGGCACACACAUGUGGAACAAUGCUCCUGCACGGCGUGGCCGCCGCCUGUCCGUGGAGAACCCCAUGGCCCUGCUGGGCGGUGACGCGCUCAAGUUCUCCGAGAUGUUUCAGAAGGACCUGGCUGCACGUGCCAUGAACGUGGACCCCGGCUUCUGGAGCCAGUACGCGGCCGCCAUCACCAACGGCCUGGCCAUGAAGAACAAUGAGAUCUCUGUCAUCCAGAACGGGGGCGUCCCUCCGCUGGCCCCCAGCCUGGGCGGCAGCACCCUGGCCCCCCUGGGCUCACUGGCUGGGGCCCUGGACAAGGCACGCUCCGGGGCCAGCCCUCCCAUUGCGGGGCUGGACAAGUCGGGCGCAGACCCCGGGGCCAGCCGCCCCUUCACCCGCUUUCUGGAGGACAACAAGGAGAUUGGCAUCAACUAGCCAGCACCCUAGCCCGGCCACCGCCCCCCAACCUGGGUUCCUGGCAGCUUGUGGCUCCACCCUGGGGCUUUGGCUGUGCAGGAGACUCACUUGGCCGUGAGUCAGAGACAGGAGCCCCAGAAUGGGGAGCUCAGGCCACGGGCACGGUGCCCUUAACCCCUGGCCCCUCGAGGGGGCGGCCCCACUCCCCAGGACUCCCAGAUGCUGGCUCUGUCCUGCCAACGAGAAGCUGAAGCUGUGUUCAGACUCUGUGCCUGGACGCCCGGGCCGUCUGCUCAGCUCUGGGCACUGGGUGUGGGGAGCUUGUCUGUAGUAUUUAUGAUGUUAAGAUUAUGCGGGUAACAGACGAGGCAGCCCCAUCUUGAAAGGAAGCUUUUGUAUGCAGAAUGCAGCUGGCUAUGUGGGGUCUUCUUUUUUGUUUGUUUGUUUUGUUUUUGUUUUUUAAAAAAGCAAGACUUGUUUUCCGAUGGAUACGUGGGUCCUUUCAAUACAGCCGUGAAACUCUGCUGAGAAAGAUAGCAUGCGUCUGUGUGCGUGUACCUGUCAGUAACAAGCCCCCCGCCCCGAAAUGUCUGUAGCUGCUAUGUGGACAGUGGCUCCCAAGUGUGGUCUGCAGCCCGGUACUGGGGGCCAUACCGCAGACAGUCGUCACCAUGAUCACUCACAUCCAUAAGCAGUUGUGAGUGAAGCCCUCCCUUCAACAAAGCUGUAUAAUAAAAAGGUAAUGUUUGUAUAA
Messenger RNA from Erinaceus europaeus (western European hedgehog), 4287 nucleotides. RefSeq names its product spalt like transcription factor 3 (gene SALL3). Lineage: Eukaryota; Metazoa; Chordata; Mammalia; Eulipotyphla; Erinaceidae. Gene Ontology annotation, cellular component: nucleus. Gene Ontology annotation, molecular function: RNA polymerase II cis-regulatory region sequence-specific DNA binding; DNA-binding transcription factor activity, RNA polymerase II-specific. Gene Ontology annotation, biological process: regulation of transcription by RNA polymerase II. The transcript is spliced from 4 exons. Bases 90 to 3551 code for a protein of 1153 amino acids. The record is from RefSeq and is a predicted model, not a curated record.